GCUUAAUUUUGCCAAAUAAAAAUAAAGGCCCUACGUCUCUUGGUACAAGGAAACUAAAUCCUCUGCUUGACUCAGAUGAUGAACUUGAGCAAGAUGAUGAGGCCCCUCUUAACUGGGUGGAAGCUUCUCUCAAGGGUAUCAUCCACUGUUCAGAAGGGACAGAACAACAAGAGCAGGUGGUGUACUGCUUUAUAUGAAAGAGGACCUGAAUGCAACCACGAAUGAGGAACUGAACACCAUGGGAUCCUCAGAGUCUGGAUGGUGCAAUAUAAGAAAUCGGCUGGCAACUCAGGACAGCAGAGCUUGCAGAAGCGCUUACUACGAGAAGCGCUGGAGGAAGAUUCUUCUGUGUUUCAGUAUGAUGAGGUAUAUGAUGACAUGCAGACCACCAGAAAUGCUGAAGCAGCUGCAAGGAAACACACAGCAGACAAAAAGCCCAAAUACAUUCACAAUAUCAUCAAACAUGCUGAAAAGCGAAAACUAGAAGAUGAACGACGUACUGAGCGCAAAGUUCAACAAGAGCGGGAGGCAGAAGGUGAUGAAUUUGCAGACAAGGAGUCAUUUGUCACGGCUUCUUACAUAAAGAAGAUGGAAGAGCUGAAGAAGGCUGAAGCAGAGGCCAAUUUAGAAGCGAUGCAAGAAGAACAAAUUGAUGUUAUGAAGCACAAAAAUUUUGGUGCUUUUUAUAAUCAUCUCUUCAAACAAAAAAUGGGGGAUACUGAUAUAAAAAAGGAGCCAGAGAGUGAUGAAGAGGGCAGUAAUGAAGUUGAAAUUAUAAAGAAAAGAGAUGACAUUAAAAGACAGAAACACUACCGCACUCAACGAGACUUAAGCGAAUCACCUGAACGACAAGCAAGACGAAAAUCAAAAGCUUCGAAACAAGACAAAUCGAGCUCAGAAUCUGAGAACGAAGAUAAGGUCGAGUCUUACAGAGAUAGGAGAAGCAAAUACAAAGCUGCUGGGGAGAGAAAGGAAGAAUUAAAGGGAAAAGACAGAGACCGAGAUCGUGAUAGAGGAAGAGAAAAACAUCGCUCUCCAGAUAAAAAGAAAGAUAGGGAUCGAUCUCGAGAAAGAGAAAGAGGAGACAAAUCAAGAGACAGAAAAUACGGAAGAGAGAGAUCCAAAGAUCGGCUUGAUAAAAAUCACAGAGGGAGGGAGAGGUCUCGAUCAAGGGAGAGAGAACGCAGACGUAGCAAAUCCAACAGUCCCCAUUCUAAGCGAGCAGAUGAGAAACAGCGAAGUGAUAGUCGCUCUCGUUCACCUCAAAAACAAUCAAAAAGUCAAGAAAAGUCAAAGCUCAAAGAGGAACCAAAAUCUCCUAACAGAAAAGAUAGAUCCUCUGCAAAGGAGAAUAUAACUGACAAAGAAAAAAAAGAUAAAAGCAGCAGUGAUAAAGUUUCAAGUGAAAAUGCCAAAAAAAUCAAGAAAGAGAGUGAGCUUGAAGAAAAGGAAAAAAGGCUCGAUAGAAUACGCAAACUUUUCACUAAAAGGACUGUUGGAGAAAAGUUUGAACAUGCUCUUCUGCGAUAUUAUCAAAGAAAAUCAGAAAGAGAAUCGCAGGGAUAAUUUUGUGGUAGGAAGUGUAUGAGAGAUCACAUGAAAGAUGUGAGCAAUACUGUAAUUUUGUCAGAAUUUCAAGAGUCAUUGUAAUUCAGAGAGUAUGUGCACUAUUUAAUUCAGUCUGAAUUAUGAACAUUUUGUAUUAAUUUUGUAUAACUUAUGAUGAUCUUUAUAGUCUUGUGCAGUGAUUGAAUUGUUGCAAGUUAUUCAGAAGACUUAGUUAACAGUUUAAUGUCUAAUUUUGUCUAAUUUACAUUAAUUAAAAUAUAAUUACUAAGCCCUGUUUAACAUUGCAUAAUUAAAACUUGCUUCAUUGGUUCAUUAUAGUUCUUGACUUUAUCUGUUGUGAAUCACAAGCACAUUGAUAUGUAUUUCAGAAUAAAGAAGCAAUGGCUA
This is a messenger RNA of Procambarus clarkii (red swamp crayfish), 1956 nucleotides long. RefSeq names its product nuclear speckle splicing regulatory protein 1. The record is from RefSeq and is a predicted model, not a curated record. NCBI's taxonomy places the organism in Eukaryota, Metazoa, Arthropoda, Malacostraca, Decapoda, Cambaridae. Gene Ontology annotation, biological process: regulation of alternative mRNA splicing, via spliceosome.